GCGGGUUAGCAGCCGGCCCGUUGAGGUCAAAGGAGGCGGGCAGUGCUUCCAAGCCAAGCGCCUGCGCGUACCUAAGCGCUCUGAGCUUAAGACCGAGCGAGCCGCCUGAGCAGCCCCAGCCUGUGACACUACCUGGACUACGCGCCACUACAGCCUUCCCGGCAUGGAGGGCGAAUGCCGGGUGCUUUCCAUCCAGAGCCAUGUUGUCCGCGGCUACGUGGGCAACAGAGCGGCCAUGUUCCCUCUGCAGGUUUUGGGAUUUGAGGUUGAUGCUGUGAACUCUGUGCAGUUUUCAAACCACACAGGCUAUGCCCAUUGGAAGGGGCAGGUGCUGACGUCCCAGGAGCUGCAUGAGCUCUAUGAGGGUCUCAAGGCCAACAGCGUCAAUAAGUAUGACUACGUGCUCACUGGUUACACGAGAGACAAGUCCUUCCUGGCCAUGGUGGUGGACAUUGUGCAGGAGCUGAAGAAACAGAACUCUCGGCUUGUGUAUGUGUGUGACCCUGUGAUGGGCGACAAGUGGAACGGGGAAGGCUCCAUGUAUGUCCCCCAGGACCUCCUUCCCGUGUACAGGGACAAAGUGGUUCCGGUGGCUGACAUCAUCACUCCCAACCAGUUCGAGGCUGAGUUGCUGAGUGGCAGAAAAAUCCACAGCCAGGAAGAAGCAUUCCAGGUGAUGGACUUGCUGCACUGUAUGGGUCCCGACACUGUGGUCAUCACCAGCUCUGACCUGCCGUCCCCACAGGGCAGCGACUACCUGAUGGCGCUGGGCAGCCAGAGGAUGAGGAAGCCUGACGGCUCCACGGUGACCCAGCGCAUCCGGAUGGAGAUGCGCAAGGUGGACGCUGUCUUCGUGGGCACCGGGGACCUCUUUGCUGCCAUGCUUCUGGCAUGGACACACAAACACCCCGAGAAUCUCAAGGUGGCCUGUGAGAAGACAGUGUCCGCCAUGCAGCACGUCCUGCAAAGGACCAUCCGGUGUGCAAAAGCUGAAGCAGGAGAAGGACAGAAGCCCAGUCCGGCUCAGCUGGAGCUGAGGAUGGUCCAGAGCAAAAGGGACAUCGAGGACCCCGAGAUCGUCGUGCAGGCCACGGUGCUGUGAGGGCCAUGCUCGCCCACCCGCCCUGACACACAGCGAGCUGAGGUGUCCGUCUCCAUCCCUGUGAAAAGCUGUAACGUCUGCCUUAGAGCCAUGACUGAAACUUGACAUUGUGUUCCUUCCUGAGAGGCAGGUCUCAGCCAGUCUCUUAUCGUGAAAAUGUGCCAUUGUGCUAUUUUUUUAUAAUAAUGACAAAGCCGUCGUAGAAAUAUGUGAUUCAGACCCAUGGCCCCUUCCCCAAGGCUUUGGGCCUCUGCCUGUCCCCUGUCACCUCACAGGUAUGUGGAAGGUGGGUGGAGGGAGCCAGCCUGCUGCCUCUGGACCCUUCUGUUGGCCACUGGCUGCCGUUGCCCCUGUGCAUACACAAUCCCUGAUUGUGUAUAGAUCCCGCCUGUGUUGGCACUGUGUUUAAAAGCGGGUUAGGUCGUAACCAUUGGCAUUGGAAGAAUUAUGCCAAAUAUCUCCAUUGCCAUUCUGGUCUUUGCCUUGUUCCUGCAUUGGCGUUUCUGUGUCUGUCUCUGCUGCUCUCUGGCUGUCCCAGAAUGUCAGACGUUUGCAGCUGUUGGACUGUGUCCUAUGCCCAGGCUUGGGCAGGCGCACAAGCAUGUGGUCACUGUGACAGGGACUGUGUAAGGAACUGAACAUUCCAGGACAUCUGCAGGCCGCCUGGGGGUCUGCAGGGUCUCCUGUAACUUGGGAGCAAAUUCUAGGAAAUCGACCAGCGGAGGGUUGAGCUGCUGAGCGCAGGGCAGCUUGGGAGUUCAGGGAAGCUUUUCACACUCGCUCCUGUGGGCCACACCCAGCCCUGCAGGACUGUCACCUGGCUGUGGACCUGCCCCAUGCUCCUGGGGACAGGGGUUUGGACAGACAGGGAAGGAGAGGCGGGGAUGGCUUCUGCCCCCUGGUGGCCGACUUAAGUGCAUUUUCUCUUCCCCUCCCCCACCCCUAUUUCUGUAUUGUGUGCUCACCUCAUGGUGAGGGGCAAGAGGCCCUUAUGUGAAGCCAGCUAGCGCUCUGCGUCCUUUGAAGUUCUUCUCCUCUACAGAGUAGAUUGACGUUGUGUGCAUAGGGGCAGCUCUUAGACCCCAACAGGAGACUGUGACAUGUCCCGUUGCCUGCUGCUCAAGGGUGAGUUUCCUGCCUCUGCUUCCCAGAGUUCAGGGUCCCUGGUCAUCAUGGCUGUGAGUUUGGUCUUUCCAUUCAUGACUUACCAUCUCUCUCCCCACACCCAUAUCCCUCCUCCUCAGUCCUGGAGAUAGGUUUCUUCUGAGAAGCCACAGCCUAAAGAGACCUGGGAGGCUGGACCAGGUGUACAGGGACAGAGGUGUAGGGACUCGGUGGACCUCUGAGUGCCACACCCCUUCCCCCAUUAAAAUGUCCCAGAUAGGGGAGAUACUGACCCACGGCCACUUUAUCCAGUACCUUUUACAACUUUGAAGGCAGCAGAAAACUGCCCCCCCCCCCCGCCCUGCUCUGUUUCACACACAGUAAAUAUAAUUUUAAAAAUGACUUUGACCAUCAGUACAACAUUAGCUAGCUCUCUGGUGUGGCCAUGAGGCCUGAUGUGUCAAAGCCUUGCCUGGAUGUUGUCCCUCCAAGCCCCAUGGGAAAGGAAUGCAAAGGCAGCAUCUUAAAAAUGAGAACCAGCCUCACUCCCCCAAGGCACAAUGCGGAAAAAGCCCAUCACUGCCUCAAAGACAGCAGACAACACCACAUUGCCAGCAGCUAGGGAAACUUCCUUUUUCUUUGCGAGUGUUGAGAUUGAAACUGGAGAGGUGCCCCCGAUGGCAAAAUACUUGCUACCCGCACACGAGCACAUGCAUUUGAUCCCCACCAUCUAAGUGUGGCCAUGCAGGGAGAUAGGGAGAUAGCAACAGGCCAUGCAGGGAGGUAGGGAGGUAGCAACAGGACGGUCCCUGGGCCUCACCUGCCAGCCAGAGUGUUCAUAUUUGUUGUCUCCAGGUUCAGUGUUGAUGAGAGACCCAGUCUCAAAACAAAUCGUGGAGAGCAAUUGUAAAAAAAAAAAAAAAAAAAAAAAGACCACCCCCCAUGUUGGACCCCUACUGCACGCACAAGAAAGGGAUGGUGAGGGUAGGCGUGGGGCUGAGGACUGCCUGUGUGGGAGACAAGAUGAGGAAGUACCCUCUGGCAGAGCCGAACUGUGUGGCAGCUGUAAGCUAAACCGGCAACUACACCUGGAAAGGCUUGUUCGCUCUUUUGCUGUAGCCCAGAGCUGUUGGGGUGGGGAGGGCCCUUUCUUGCUAACAGCAGGGUGAUUUCUCUGUACCUCCUCCUACCACCACCCCUCCUCAAGAACUUCCUCUUACCCUGAACUUUGACCUUCUAUCUGCUUAGGAGCUGACAGGACAAGAACAGAGGCUGUGGCUAAGGCAUGUGACUAAGAGGAAUCAGUUAGUACUCUGAGCAUGGGUAGAGGCCUCGCAGAAGUAAGGCUCUCCAAAGAACUGUCUGCGGCCCUGCCAGCCGGCAAGCACAGACAGGGUCUGGUCCCCUAGGAUCCAGAUCAGAAGUGGCUCUCGCUUUCACUUUCCAGAGUUAAUAAGGAAACAAUGUGUUAGAAAAUGAAGCUGCGUUAGCCCAGCGCUGCCUGCUUCCUGUUCGGGGCUUUGAUUCUGUCUCAAAGCAUCUCCUUCAACCUCCCGGAUGAUAAGAAGGAAUUCACACAUGUAAUCCUGGACCUCCAUCUUCCUUCUGCAGCAUGAUAGUGAUUGUAAAUAUGACGCGGUCCUUUUCUUCAACUGCGAGAAGCACAGUUUUAAAAAGCUGCUUGAUUUUUCAGUGGGAGCGGUCUGGGCUUAGCUGUGCCGAAGUGGGGAUUUGAAAGGAGGGGACCGUGUGCCCCACAGGCUGCGUUCCUACCCUGAUGUCCCCACCACCACCACCACCACCUGAGAUAAGAGGCCAGCACAGGCUAUUAGAGGUCAGGCUGUCUCCUGUCUUGUUGAGGAAGGCAGGGCCCCUGAAGGAGGCAGGGUGGCCAGAGCAGCUGAGGCCUUUGCUGUGCCCUGGGCAGCUCCUGGGUAGAGCCCCCAGCUCCUGUUACUUUAGACCUCACACUGUCUGUGAGGUGAAGGAAAAGGAAGUGGAUGUGUCGUCUCCAAGCCCUUUGCUUCCUUUCAGCCCUUGGGGGGAUCAUUAACCUGGGGCGGGGCAUCAGUCUGCAUUUGCACAGUUCUCGGGCGCCCAGUGACCACAGGCCGGCCUGACCUCUGCUUGCACUGGCUACUCCAUGAGCCUUUCUUCUGGGACAGAAGAGCACUGGAGUUUGAGUGGACAGGCACAAACCUAGGCUUUGGUGGUAUGCCCUCCAGAGGGCGCUGUAGCCCAGCGCCCCUUCUAUUGCUGCCAACUGGGGUGCCUUUUCCAGUCACCCACGCGGCUAGCUGCACUGAGAGGCCCAGGAAAGCAAGUCUGUCCAUGUGAGGGAUGGAUGCUGACCACAUGACCCAGCCGUGGAUGCUAAGAAAGGGCGUCCCCGACCCCUAGGGGCAGUUCUGGGAGGGCAGGGUCAGUGUGAGGUUACAAUAGAGCUGUGGUCUCUGUAGGGAGAGCAGUGAGCCAGGGAAGGCUUGAACCUGGUCCCCUGGUCUGAUGAAUGUCACUCCCCGACCCCCUGAGUGAUGUGGACGUGUCCUGGGGCAGAGGUGCAGCUGGCCAUGCAUGUGCCGGUCCUCAUGCUUUUCCACACUUUCUGUGACAGCUGUAGAUGGUGGCUGAAGGCAUCUGCAGGUUCCAGUCCUGUGGAACCAGAGAAGAGAGGUUUUGGCCUCCAGUUGCAUUCUCAGCAGCCACCAGCAGGGGGCGCAGUAGAGACAGCAGCAUCAGAGGCCCAGGCAGAUGCUGGCUGGUACCAGCCCAUUAAACAGCAGUCCUCCUGCCAGGAGAUUUGGUUGGAUGUUUUUUACUGUGCAAAUCUUUCUGUGAACGCUGUGUAACACCUCAAAGUAGGUGGGAGCUCAGUGUGUCCCCAGUCCUGCCUGACAUCCCAGGAAGCCAUUGCUUGGUCAGCAUGGCUAGAAUUGACAGUUUGUAAAUAUCCGUGCAUUUCACACUGUGUGUUUUCUGCUGGCUCUGGUUUAUUCUUGUUGCAGACAUUUUCCAUGCAAUGAUUAAUAUAAAAUAAUGUUUUAUAUGUCAUAUUUUCCCAUCCCUACACUCUGAUGGGUUUAAUUUGCUUAAAACCAGUAUUUAAUGAGUAAUGUUAAAUUUAAAAUUGAACAGUAUAUAAAACUUAUAUUCUUCGAAAUUUUUCUUUUUUUUUUCUUUUUCUUUUCUUUUCCUAUUUUUUUUUUCUUUUUGCCUGAUAUGGUGGUGUACGCCUGAUGUCUGGUACCAUAUAGGCUGAGGCAAGAGGAUAUUGACUUUAAAAUCACUCUAUGCCAUGUCGUAAGACUCUUUAAGCACAUACAAGGCUAUGCCUAAAUUGUUUUUCUUGUCUUUUAAAUUUUCUGGUAGAAUAAACACAAUUUCACGAUUGCCCACUACUGAGCCAGGCAGAGACUGUCCGCAGAGCCGGAGUCCUCUCCAUGUAUUACCUCCCUUGCCUGUGGCUUGGCUCCCCCGUGCCAGCAUCUCCUCAUUCCUUCCCUGGCUCACCGUCAGGCAGUUUCUGGUCUUUGUGCAAUAGGAUACACAUUCCAUGUGGAAAAUGUCUCCCUGAUGCCAUGGGAACCCCACCCUGCCCUGGUCAGCUCAGGCUGCCUCUGCCCCGGAGCUACAGAUGGGUGGAAACAGAGGAGAGAGCCUGCCACUCUGACUUCCAUGCAUGGAAGCUCCCAGAAGGCCUUGGGUAUGACCUUGGCCAUAGCUCACUGCCCAUCCUAUAGAGCCAGCAGGCCUGGUGAGAUGUUGGGUAAAACCAUGUCUGCAGCUUACGGACUGCCUUGCAGAGGUAGGCAGUCCCCCAUGCAGGCGGGUGGAGGUGCCUUCAACCUUAGUGUGACCUGGGCCUGUGCUCUGGAAGCCUUUGAGCUACACUGUCACAGAGGACCCGGUUCAUGCCUGAUGUGAGGAGGGUGUGUCCUGGAGGGUGACAGGACACAGUAGAGGAUGCAGAGGCUUAGCACAUCCUUCUCCCUCGUGUCCCACAGAGCAGGAAGGACCAAGUGAAGUUUCCUCAGAGCUCAGGCCUGAGUGAUUCCCACAAAACAGCCAAGACCAUUUUCAGGAUGAUGGGGGUGUGGUGUGUGAUGUCCUUCUUUUGUGAAUGGAGGUGAAUUCUUCAUGGACAAAGCUCUGGAAGGAUGAUAUGUGGGUGACGUCUCAAAUGCUCUUCGCUUCAUAGCUGCCCAUUCCUGGCACAGAGCCGGUCAGAAUGCCACCCAUGUGUUGCAAACCUGGACCAACUGGAGGAUGGGUUGCACCUGUGGGGCUGGCCUGACCCUGCUAGUCCUCCCCAGAGACCUCAGCGCUGUGGAGGCCCCUGGCCUUUAGAGCAAAGCACAGUUGGCCCUUCAGUCCCUGCUGUGCAGGAGGGGCGAGCUCUGGGCCCAGGUGGUUUCCUGCCCAAGUCCCCCAGCCCUCUGUACUGUCCCGUUAGCGUGUUUGCGGACGGGAGCACCUGUCAGCACUGUGUAUCUGUGUCUGUUUUGUGCUGGUCUGUUGUCUUCUAUGCCUACCCACAAAUAAAUAUUUUCAUUGCA
Molecule: messenger RNA, 6762 nt
Organism: Apodemus sylvaticus (European woodmouse)
Lineage: Eukaryota; Metazoa; Chordata; Mammalia; Rodentia; Muridae
Gene: Pdxk
Product: pyridoxal kinase
Exons: 11
Coding region: 164-1102 (312 amino acids)
Biological process (GO): pyridoxal 5'-phosphate salvage
Cellular component (GO): cytosol
Molecular function (GO): pyridoxal kinase activity
Source: RefSeq, a predicted model, not a curated record